Molecule: messenger RNA, 1317 nt
Organism: Paramuricea clavata
Lineage: Eukaryota; Metazoa; Cnidaria; Anthozoa; Malacalcyonacea; Plexauridae
Source: the annotation of a GenBank genome assembly
AUGGAACUGAUUAUUCCUGCUGGUUUACAACAACACGUUACUGGUCCAACACAUCGACGUGGCCAUACGCUAGAUCUUGUCUUGACUCGUUCUGACGAUAAUCUAAUUUCAAAUUUGACUGUUUUGGGAGAAUCAUUAUCUGACCAUCAACCUGUUUUGUGUAACAUCGACUUUCCCCGCCCGCAUGCCACCCGUAGAGCUGUUCUUUUUCGAAAGACUAAAAACAUUGACAUCACAAGAUUUCAGAGUGAUAUUGUGGUGUCCUCACUAGUGGAAAAAGGUUCUGAAGAUGCAACAAAUUUGGACACCCUAGUAACACUCUAUAAUGAUACUCUCUGUUCACUUCUCGACAAACAUGCUCCGAUACAAUCAAGGAAUAUUACUGUUAGACCACACUCUCCUUGGUACACGGAUCAACUACGGCAACUAAAACGUGAGAAACGACGGUUGGAGAGACAAUAUGUAUCUACCACCUUAACUGUCCACAAGCAAAUGUACCAACAGGCAUGUGCUGAGUAUGCUCGUUCACUGGAAACUGCCAAAGUAAAUUAUUAUACGACCAAAGUACAGGGGUGUAAUAAAAAACAGUUGUUUAACUUUGUCGAUGAAAUGCUGAAUGUGAAAACUACUCCAAUUCUACCAAAACAUGAAUCCACCGAGGAUCUAGUUGAACAGUUCAGUGCACAUUUUGAAUAAAAAAUUCUUAUCUUAAGACGGGAACUAUCUGAAUUACGUUCAAAUGUAACUGUUGAUCGGGCCGAGAAAUGUUGCAGUUUUCUAACACAUUUUGAGCGAGUUUCAAUAAGUGCAGUGCAGGAUAUCAUCAUGGUGUCAAAACCCAAAUCUUGCCAAUUAGACCCAAUUCCAACAUGGUUGCUCAAAAGUUGUAUUGAUGUCCUUUUACCAACUAUAACAACCAUCAUAAAUGCAUCUUUGGAACAAGGAGUUUUUCCAACGAAAUGGAAAGAAUCUCUUCUGCGGCCUCUUAUCAAGAAAAUGUCAUUAGAUCGAGAUGAAUUUAAUAAUUUUAGGCCAAUCUCAAAUUUAGCAUUUCUCUCCAAAACACUCGAAAAGAUUGUUGCUUCCCAACUUGACACCUACUUAACAAAUCAUCAAUUAUAUGCCAAGAUGCAGUCAGCGUACAGAAUCCAUCACAGUACAGAGACAGCACUACUUAGAGUUGUGAAUGACGUAAUGAGGGGGAUUGAUGAUCAACAAGAAUGUGUUCUAGUGUUACUUGAUCUUUCAUCAGCAUUCGACACAAUUGAUCACGACAUUUUGCUUGACAGGCUGUGUAAUCGUUAUGGUCUUUCGGGG